Salvelinus fontinalis (brook trout) is the source of this 3670-nucleotide messenger RNA. RefSeq names its product DEAD-box helicase 19a (gene ddx19a). NCBI's taxonomy places the organism in Eukaryota, Metazoa, Chordata, Actinopteri, Salmoniformes, Salmonidae. The transcript has 11 exons. Gene Ontology annotation, molecular function: RNA binding; RNA helicase activity; ATP binding. The record is from RefSeq and is a predicted model, not a curated record. Gene Ontology annotation, cellular component: cytoplasmic stress granule; nucleus. Bases 164 to 1684 code for a protein of 506 amino acids. Gene Ontology annotation, biological process: poly(A)+ mRNA export from nucleus.
UUCCACUUCCGAGUUCCCAUCAGAAAGAGUGCAGCUAGGUGCGCAACAGCGGCAGCUUCUUUUGCUUAGCAGGCAGCAGCAUCCCUUUCGACGCCCAGCUUCAUUUCAUAGUUUGUUGUGUAGCUGAAAAUUGGUGUAAAAUAAUAUACAUUAAACGUGAACAAUGGCUACUGACUCCUGGGCUCUGGCUGUCGAUAAACAGGAAUCUACGACUGACUCUUUCGGCUCCUUGGUGAUAAGAUCUCCACCUCGAGGUGGAGGUGAUGCUGCACCUAGAAAGGCAAAAGGUACCACAAAACAAUUGGAGAAUGGCACCGAAGGGGAAGAAAAAGAGGACAAAGCGGCCCAGUCGUUGUUGAAUAAGAUGAUCCACACCAGCCUUGUGAACACUACCAAUCAAGUAGAGGUUCUUCAGAGGGAUCCAAACUCUCCUCUUUACUCGGUCAAGACAUUUGAAGAGCUGAGACUGAAAGAUGAGCUGCUAAGAGGAGUGUAUGACAUGGGUUUCAACAGACCCUCUAAGAUCCAGGAGAAUGCCCUGCCCAUGAUGCUGGCAGAGCCCGUGUAUUAUCCCUCUGGUUCCAGACCUCAGAACCUGAUUGCCCAAUCACAGUCCGGCACAGGUAAAACAGCUGCCUUUGCGCUGGCCAUGCUCAGCCAUGUUGACCCAGCUAACAAAUGGACUCAGUGUCUUUGCAUUGCCCCAACGUACGAGCUAGCCUUGCAGACUGGUAAAGUCAUUGAACAGAUGGGGAAAUUCUAUCCUGAAGUCAAAUUGGCAUAUGCCAUUCGUGGCAAUAAAUUGGACCGAGGGAUGAAGAUUCAGGAGCAAAUUGUCAUCGGGACACCUGGCACGGUCCUAGACUGGUGCUCCAAACUGAAGAUCAUCGACCCCAAGAAGAUCAGCGUCUUCGUCCUGGACGAGGCUGACGUCAUGAUUGCCACACAAGGUCACCAGGACCAGAGCAUCCGGAUCCAAAGAAUGUUGCCAAAUGAAUGUCAGAUGCUGCUGUUUUCGGCCACGUUUGAGGACUCAGUCUGGAAGUUUGCCGAGAGGGUUGUGCCAGAACCCAACAUCAUCAAGCUGAAACGUGAAGAGGAGACUCUGGACACCAUCAAGCAGUAUUACGUGCUCUGCAAUGAUAAGGACGAGAAGUUCACAGCCCUCUGUAAUAUCUACGGAGCAAUCACCAUCGCCCAGGCUAUGAUCUUCUGUCAUACCAGAAGGACAGCUGGCUGGCUGUCUGCUGAGCUGACCAAAGAGGGCCAUGUGGUGGCACUGCUGAGUGGGGAGAUGACUGUUGAGCAGAGAGCGGCCAUCAUUGAACGCUUCAGGGAGGGCAAAGAGAAAGUCCUGGUGACCACCAACGUAUGCUCCAGAGGCAUUGAUGUUGAGCAAGUUUCCGUGGUGAUCAACUUUGACCUGCCCAUGGACAAAGACGGAAACGCUGACAACGAGACAUACCUUCACCGGAUUGGCCGAACAGGACGUUUCGGCAAGAGGGGGCUUGCCGUCAAUAUGAUUGACAGCAAACAAAGCAUGAACAUUCUCAACCAAAUCGAGAAGCAUUUCAGUACGUUUCUGUCUCUAGACCAAUUAAUUGUACAUAUUGAUCUAUAUAGUAGGGUUCUCAUUAGUAACCUAACCUUUCGUCUUGUUUUUCCCCCACAGAUAAGAAGAUAAACAAACUUGACACUGACGAUCUGGAUGAAAUUGAGAAAAUCAGCAACUGAAGAGGAUGCUAUCCUUUAUAAAUCAUAAUUGAAUGCAUCUAAUAUUUAUGCAGGUGGGACUGUUGCCUCAUUAAUAUUACUAGACAGAUCAUACUUGUAAGGUUAGCUAGCGAGCCAGCCAGCUAAUGUUUGCUAGCUAGCUAACAAUAAACUUUAACUUGAAAUGAAAACAACUUUCUGACAAAAUUAGAAAUAAUGAUAUCUGAAAAUGUAACUGGCUAGACUCUCUUACCCAUAUACAUGGAUGGAUGCUUCUCCCUCUGUCACGGAUGCCAUGGUUGCCUUAGUUUUAAGAUGUAAUACGGAGACAGGUGUUUUACACAACAGCCUUCUGUGUAUUCUCGUUUAUACUCCAUCUUCAUAUUUGCAAUCAUACGCCAGAAUUUUCUCCAUCUCCUUAGCGAUCAUACUCUAAUAUUACUGAUUUCAAAACUCGACCCUCCAGAAAGUGGAAAGCAACUCUUAUGCAGUUCUACUACGAGAUAGCUAUCAAAAAAAAGCUGUGUUAGAAAGGAUUACCUACACAUACUGACCAGCUCAUGUUAUAGACAGAAGCGGGCUACAUGGCAGAUCAAUCCGAACUCAUCUCUUUGCAUGUCCAGCCCAUCAUGGCUAGCGGGAAGGUUCCUGCCUUUUUCUGUGGCUAAACCAACUAGGCUCGUAAUUUAACAAUAUUAUUUGUAUUUACAGAUGGCAUACAAGUUUUAUCAAGGCACAUGAAAGUUCAUGUUCCAGAAGGCAUUUCUUACCCCAAAAAUGUUGAUAAUAAAAACAAAAGUUUAAAUUCAAAUGGCUCUCCUGUGAAGUGGUGACCCGCGACAUACGCCUAGUUUGCUGAAAUGAGUCACAUUUAUGCUUUUGGACUUAAGUCACUAAGGAUUUAUUUGAAUGUUUACAUGAAAUGACAGUAUAUGUUAGCCAUGCCUUAAGCAUUUAGAUUUCAUAGAUUCUGCUCUUUGAGACUAUUAGGAUUACAGUUGGUUUUCAUUUGCUAUAAUCUUUAUCAAGGGGUUACACUAAACUAAUAUUUUACCCUCUUGAUCGGGUGCUCUCCUCAGGAAUGCAUAAAUGUACGCAUUGGCCAUAUGGUUGUUUGCAGCAUUAUACAGUAUAUUGAAUAAAACAGAGAACACUUUGCAAAAGUUAGACUAAUGGGAGAAGUUUGCUGUGCUGAUUUGUCUUAACCCUUUAUAUAAUCAUAAGAGUGGAAAGGUAAUGUGAUUUGAAGUUGAGCAAAUGAGAAGUACUGUACUAACUAAACUGGAGAAAUGUCCAUUCCUUAUUAAUGAGAAGGCAACUCAUGAUCAAUCUAGUCUAGACCUACAAUCCUUGAGAGAUUUACAGAAUUUCAGUAUUGCAACACUAAAUACAUUCUUGAUAGUUUGGAUACACGGGUGUUUCACGGUAAUCCUAAAAUUCCAUUGUAAUAAUACUGUGAGUAUUAGAGCGGUUGCACCAUCUUGUAUUUUAAGUUUUCCCAAUAAGGCUCUGCAAAUCUCUGAUGGGAGGUUGUUUCGGUGAACAAAACUUGUUUCCAGUCACAUUCAAUUAGUUUGACACUAACAUGAAGGUUUGUGUCAGAAUUGAUUGGUUAAUAUUUUCCUUAAACUAUUGGCAUGCUUAUUCUGUCAACUGACAAAUUGGGCACUAUUACCAAGUAAAAUAAGAUUGUAUGGAAUGUACCUAAAUUGUUAGGAAUAGAUUUAUUUAUAGAGAAACAAGCUUUAUUGAGCAAAACACCAUUUAAUAAUGUUUUUUGUACCUUAGUGAAUGUUAUUUAUAUUUGGACUGUGCUUGAACUAAACUUAAGUGUUUAGAGUGUUUACCUUGGCUAUGGAAGCAAUACAUAGCCUCUGCUGAAUCUAUUCUCUUAUACUUGUCUGCACUUUUUGGUUUUAUUGUUCUAAAUUGCCGUAAUAAAGAUUACCUACCUAAA